Molecule: messenger RNA, 752 nt
Organism: Mucor mucedo
Lineage: Eukaryota; Fungi; Mucoromycota; Mucoromycetes; Mucorales; Mucoraceae
Product: GTP-binding protein
Exons: 6
Coding region: 22-693 (223 amino acids)
Cellular component (GO): endosome
Molecular function (GO): GTP binding; GTPase activity
Source: RefSeq, a predicted model, not a curated record
CCGUUAUUCUUUUUAUACAAAAUGUCUGAAGAUGAUUAUGAUUACCUUUUUAAAAUUGUUAUUAUCGGCGAUUCCAGUGUAGGAAAGUCUAAUUUGUUGUCACGUUUCACCAAUGAUGAGUUUAAUCUCGAGUCAAAGAGUACCAUUGGUGUCGAAUUUGCGACAAAGAAUAUAAAAAUAGGAGAUCAUGUCAUCAAGGCACAGAUUUGGGAUACAAGCGGACAGGAACGUUACAGGGCAAUCACUGGAGCUUACUAUCGUGGAGCAUUUGGAGCUUUGUUGGUUUAUGAUAUUACUCGACAAUCAUCUUUCCAAAACGUAGAACAUUGGUUGAAGGAGCUUCGCGAUCACUCUGAUGAAAAGAUAUCGUUAAUGCUUGUUGGAAAUAAGGUUGAUUUAGCAGAUACGUCUCGUGCUGUUAGCACAGAAGAAGCUACAGAAUACGCCACGGAUUCUGAAAUGAUGUUUUUUGAAACGUCUGCUUUAGAUGCCACCAAUGUAGAUUCUGCUUUUAAAACUGUAUUUGAACGUAUUUAUGAGAAGAUGCCUAAAUCUGUUGCUCAAAAAUCGGAGGGUAGUAAUGUAAAUAUCCCAGGUCAAAAUACCAUUAAACUUACACCCCCUUCUGCAAAUACAACCGCUUCAACUCCAAGAGGCAUGCCUGAAGAAAAACCAAGUGGAGGUUGCUGUUAAAAAAAUCGUAGUUUAAAUAAAAUGAAAUAAAUUGAUAUACGAGUUUUUUUUUUUUUUUU